Messenger RNA from Tripterygium wilfordii, 3203 nucleotides. Its product is annotated as phosphatidylinositol-3-phosphatase myotubularin-1. The transcript is spliced from 19 exons. Bases 200 to 2746 code for a protein of 848 amino acids. Gene Ontology annotation, biological process: dephosphorylation. Lineage: Eukaryota; Viridiplantae; Streptophyta; Magnoliopsida; Celastrales; Celastraceae. The record is from RefSeq and is a predicted model, not a curated record. Gene Ontology annotation, molecular function: phosphatase activity.
ACAACCGCCAUAUAUUUUGAGCUUUUUUUUUUUUUUCCUGCCCAAACCUUCCAAUCGUUCUUUCAAUAACAGAGCAUCCUGGGAACAUCUGAUUUCAAUUGGCCCCUCUUGAACGUUAGGUCUGCGCUCUCUUCUCUUCCUCACCUAUAAAACGACCUUCAAAUUCUCGCCGAACGAGAGUCUCCGAUCAUAUAAUCCCAUGGCCUCGCCAAACUUGCGCCACGGUCGAUCAACGUCGUUCAGGGACUAUUCCGAGUCCGAGAAGUUGGAGGGCACUGGAAGCUUGGACUUCGGUUGGACUACCAUUGAGCCGGUUCCGCUGCCUGUUUCGCAUGUGAACUUGGAGUUCUUGCUUGAAGGGGAGCGGGUUGUAGCAGAGGGAUAUGGUGUUGUUCUUGUUAAUACUGAUGAGGCGGGUACGUUGUAUGUGACCAAUUUUCGUCUUCUUUUUUUGAGCGAGGGAACCAGAAAUAUUAUUGCGCUUGGCUCUAUACCACUGGCAACGAUUGAGAAGUUCAGCAAAAUGGUUGUAAAGAAUCAAUCGGGUCCUCGUCAAUCAGAUAAGACUUCAUCACGACGACUUCUCCAGAUUAUUGGCAAAGACAUGAGAAUUAUCAUCUUCGGUUUCCUUGCUCGAACAAAGCAGAGGCGUGCAAUAUAUGAUGCGUUACUUAGAUGCGCAAAACCGGCAAGACUCUGGGAUCUCUAUGCAUUUUCUUCUGGACCUUCCAAAUUUAGUAAUGCGAGCCCAAAGGUGCGGUUGCUGAAUGAGUAUUUUCGACUUCUUGGGAAAAGGUCCCAUAAUGCAUCAAUGAGUAUGAUUGAAGACGGUUCCUUUACACUGUCUAACGAGUUAUGGAGAAUCAGCAACUUAAAUUCCAACUAUACCAUGUGCGACAGCUAUCCAUUUGCCUUGAUUUUUCCAAAAUGCAUCAGUGAUGAAGAAGUGCUCCAGGCUUCUAAUUUUCGUGCAAGGUGCCGGUUGCCUGCAGUUUCAUGGUGUCAUCCUGGAACGGGGGCUGUGCUUGCGCGUUCGUCCCAACCCUUAGUCGGCUUGAUGAUGAAUAUGAGAAGCAAUGCUGAUGAAAAGCUUGUUGCUGCACUAUGUACUCAACUUGGCGGUGGAAAGGGAACAAGGAGGAAGCUUUACAUUGCGGAUGCAAGACCAAGAAGAAAUGCUCUGGCUAAUGGUGCUAUGGGAGGUGGUUCAGAGUCAUCUUCGAACUAUUUUCAAUCUGAGAUAGUUUUCUUUGGGAUAGACAACAUACAUGCUAUGAGGGAGAGUUUUUCUCGUCUUAGAGACUAUUUGGAUACUCAUGGCACCACUUCGUCGGAUGGAAUGUCAUCAUUCUUGAGGCAUGGUGGUUGGACUUGGGGUGGGGGAAAUCUCAGCAGUAUGUCUGCCUCGGUAUCGACACUUGGGGACAGUGGCUGGUUAAUACAUGUUCAGAGUGUCUUGGCUGGUUCCGCUUGGAUUGCUGCACGAGUUGCAUUGGAAUCAGCAUCAGUGCUUGUACAUUGCAGUGAUGGAUGGGAUAGAACGACUCAGUUGAUUUCACUUGCCAGUUUGUUACUUGAUCCCUUCUACCGAACGUUCACUGGUUUUCAGGCACUUGUUGAGAAAGAUUGGCUAGCCUUUGGACAUCCAUGUUCAGAUCGCAUGGGAAUGCCAACAAUAUCUGGAAGCGAGAACGUGCCUCUUGAAUUGUCUAGGCAGUCUUCAACUGGGAAUUUUCCCUCAUCGCCCAUGCGCCAGUCAUCAGGGUCACACACAUCUCAAGCUCCAAAUUCUUCUCAUGCUCAGAACAAUUAUUCUCCCAUAUUUAUGCAGUGGGUUGAUUGUGUUUCACAACUGUUGCGGAUGUAUCCUUUUGCAUUUGAGUUCUCCUCUGCGUUCUUGGUGGAUUUCUUGGAUUGUGUGCUCUCCUGUCGUUUUGGAAACUUCUUCUGCAAUAGUGAGAAGGAGAGGCAGCAAUGUGGUGUCUCUGAAGCUUGCGGAUGCUUGUGGGCAUACUUGGCUCAUUUGCGGGUUUCAGAAGGAAGUUCUCACAUGCACUAUAACCUCUUCUAUGAUCCAUCUAAGCAUGACAGUCCCUUAUUACCUCCAGCUGCAGCUUUAGCCCCAACUUUGUGGCCUCAAUUCCAUCUACGAUGGGCUUGUCCCUCAGAAGCCCAAGCUGGAGAGCUUGAAGCCCAAUGUAGACGCAUGGCUGUGAAAUUUUCUGAACUGCAGAAGGUAAAAGAAGUAGCUGAAAGAAAAGCCAAAGAAACAGCGGUUGCCAUGGAAUCAUUAGCCGUGGAUUUACGAAAUGAAAAGAAGAUUAGUAGCUCAGCUUUGAACUUGGCCACGAAUGCCAGCAAGGAAAAUGAAGCCAUAAAGAGAGCUGUGGAGACCCUAGGGUGCAAGGUUCACUUUUCAAAGAGUGGUGAUUGUACCGUUGGCAUUGAAAGCAACACAACAGAAACUCGACAGAAGUCUGGUUGUUCUCCUUCAAGAAGGGAACCUGAUGGUAACAUGCAGGGUGAUGAGAAACCAGACCUCUCCGUUUCAAUUACUAUGAUGGAAGAUGAUGGUUCAAUUGGUCGAGUGUGUGAAACUUUAUGCCCGUUCCGCACACGGGAUGGAGGCUGCAGAUGGCCAGAUGCUGGUUGUGCUCAGCUAAGGAGCCAAUUUGUUGGACUAAGGGCAAAUUUUGAUGCAUUUGAUCGGCUUUCUAUUUAUGACAGUUAUUUUGAGUCGGAGUGACUUCAAUAAUGAGUUGCUGGAUUCUGCCAUUGAUAUAGAUUUCUUGAAAGAGAUUAGAGCUCAAAGCUAGAAAGCUUUAUUUAGACAGAAGAGCCUUUCCAUUGAAGGAACAUGGAGGCAGGAGAUAGAAAUUGGCCCUAGUACUUUGGACAGGUCGCGGGACAAUUUGUACAGCCUAUAGAGUUUAGCUGUGUAUGAUUGUAGCAAAGAGAUAUCAAGGGAGGAGACAGAAGCUUGAUAUGAUACAAGCAAGAGUUUCUUAUACUAUGAUAGUCCAGGAUAUACAUCAUUGGGGGGUUUUCCUUCAAAAUAAACCAUGACCGGCCAUUCCUUUCCUGAACUCCUUGCGUACAGAUUUUGUAUCUUUCAAUUCUUUGUAAUUUCCUUACUGGCAUCCAUGUAUUCCAGUUCUGUCAUGAUAAAAUACAUGUUUUGCGAAAGAAAAGCCCUCGGACAU